UAGUAUGUUUAUUUAUAACAUUCCAAUAUUUCCGAUAAGGUUCGUUUUGUCGAUUAAUUUACCCAAUCGAAAUAAACAUAAAUUUGGAGGUCACACGAAACAUUUUUCAGCGCACUUUGUCGCUUACGGUAGUAGUUCGGAAUUUGAGGAAUGCACGGAAUGUUGUUCACAUGCCAUCUCGCGGAGAAUUCGGAUUAGAGAAGAUUAGAAAUUUCUCGUUUGCGUAUACGAAGCCCGUCGCCUGUUUUCAUUAUCCGCUGUUGCAAUGGAGAAAAACUGUUUCGGGGUGCAUUAUUGAGCUCAAUACGACUUCUAUGAAUCUAUAACAUACAAGACUAAGGAUAAAAACAACAUAGCAUGACAACAGUUUAAUAAAACUAAAAGUGGAGUUGUUAAAAUGGGUUCUUUGGAGCAGUCAAACAGAUUCCGUACAUUUAUACAAGCAUGUCAAGGUAAUUUUCCACAAAGUUUAAGUGGAAGUGAAACAGAUGUCUCAACAUCUAAUGAAAAUCUAUCAAACGAAGAAAAAUAUGCUAUUAGACAUACACCAAGGCAAGAACCACAAGGACAAGAAAAUUUACAAGUAUCCAACAGAAGCUCCCUAAGAGAUAGUUUGCCAUCUAAUAGGAGUUCCCUAGAUGUCUCAUCUUCUUCAUAUAACACUCUAAUCAUACACAGUGCAGGAGAUGAAUCAUGGUCAGGGAGGAAUUCUGGUCCAAGGGAAACAACAAACAUGUCACCAUUAAACUAUGCAGUCCAUCAGAAUUCCAGUGUCUUUGCAGACCCAAAACUGUCACCAAGUCAAAAACGGGCUUCCGCAUCACCGUCUCCUUCCAUAACCAGCACCGGUGUGCAAGAAAUAACAGAAAUCCCCGACGACUAUUUAAGCCAAUCGUCGGUCUUGAAACAUUUAGCCAAAGAAGUCAAAGUUCCAUCGCCAAACGGCAACAACAAACAGGAGACCAUAGACGGCAUGAAGUUUGAUCCUUCCAAUUUUGACAUCAACAAUCUUCCGCCGCCUCCCGAGUAUCCAAAAUGGUCGGACAAGUCGCCCCUACUGGCGGCUGUUAAUAACAAAAACAAAAUCAACGCCGAAAAGUUGAGUCUGUCCAAGUCGCAGCCAGACUUGUCUAGUAUUGGGAUGAGAAAGCACUCCGAUUUUGCAGGUUUUCGAAGGGGUGUGUCCGCACCAAGACCACCCACCAAAGGCAGGGAAGAAAGCGACUCGAAGAGCGAAGAAGUUUGGUCUUCGGCGGACAUGGUCGAGAUUUUAAUACAGGAAAACAGCGCCCUCAAAAACGAAUUGGAAAAGUGCUAUCAGACCGUUGAGAAGACUCAAAAAUUGGAGCACGAGAUCCAGAAGGUGUACAAAACGCAGGAAGAACUUGUACAAUCCAGCGACAGAAGGGAAAGACUGGAAAGGGCGGCGCGAAGCCGACUUCAAGCGGACAACCGUAGAUAUCAGGAACAAAACAGGGCCCUUAGAGAACAAGUCGACUUACUAUCCGCCCAAAUUUUGUCCGUUCCCGAUAACAACGGACCCGAUAGUUUGCGACGAGAAAUCACCAAACGCGACGUGUUCAUCAAUCAAUUGAUAUCACAAAAUAAGGAAUUGACUGCUGCCAAAGAACGACAGGAAAUCGAAUUAGCUGCUCAAAGGGCCACGUUACAAGAACAAAGAACUCAUAUUGAUAUUCUGGACACAGCUCUCACAAAUGCCCAAGGCAACGUUGUACGACUCGAAGAAGAGUGUCGCAAAAAGCAAGUUUACGUGGAACGAGUCGCUCAACUGCAGAGAGCUCUACAAUCUCUGCAGCUCGCCAGCGAACGCAGGGAACAAACCGAGAAGAAAUUGCGACUGCAACUAGAGAGAGAGUUGCAGAGAACUAAGGCUGCUCAAGGCGAUAUCAGCAAGUCGGGCUGGGACUCCCCGAACGGCUCUGGCAGCGAAUCGGCUUCGGAGUUGAAGAAGAGGUUGCGCGAAAAGGAGGAGAACAUCAUGAGACUGGAAGGCGAGUGCUCCAAGUGGGAGCAGAGAUACUUGGAGGAGAGUGCUCUCAGACAGGCUGCUAUUGAUGCUGCUAGCAUACCAAAGGAUGCGAAGAUAGCGGCACUGGAAAAGACGAGCCAAGAGACUGAAAAAAUAAUCGCAGAAGCGAGGAACGAGAAAAUUCGUCACAUGGACGAGGUUCACGCAGCCCAGAAGAAGGUUGCUGAUCUGGAAUCCAGGGUGAAAGAUUUGGAGUCGAAAUUGGCGGAAAAAGACGCCAUGAUAAAAGUACUUCAAAAGCACACGUACGACAAAGACGUGUCCAGUAUGUUGGGCAGGUCUCCCCAUCAUACCCCUCACGCCAGUUUGGCCGGAGGAGAGUUCGAUCACUGCUUAGGCACCACCGUUUCUAGAGAAGAACUAGUAAGCAGUGUUUUGACGAAUUCGACGGCGUACGGAUCGGGCAAUUCGUACACGGGCAGCGAUUCCUCGUAUCACAUGCCGUCUUACAGCAAAUACGAGUCGAAUAAAAGUUUCGACACGGCGAAGCAGGCGAUCGGCAAUCAGCUGAAAGAAAUCGACAACCAGUUAGACUCGCAGCUCCUUAGUAAGCGGGGUCUUUGCUGUUUUCCAGGAUUCACUAAUCCAGUCACUGCGCAGAGAAAAGGAAAAAUACCCAAGCCAUUAUUGGCAGGUGUGAGCCCCUCAAGCGGUGGCCUCUAUGAAUCCGGUUCAUUUCUCCUUCCUCCUGCUAGGCACGAAUCCGGUGAGAUGCUGCUGUUGGAAAAGCAGGGACGCACCUCGCAGCAGCAACGCAUGCAGGACAGCGGCGAGCCCAACGCCCCGACACCGGACGGUUCGAUCAAUCAUUGCCCGGCGCCCAGCUCGCUACCGCGUCCGCCCCGCUCCGCGCAUCGCAGCGGACUGCCGCGACGCAUGGGCGACUACAACCGAUUGCCGGACACCGAACUGCCCAGGAAGAAGUCGGACGGCGGCGACUCGUACAGCUCGAACACCAGCAGCCGCAGGGUGUCGCCGGCGCGUUCUCUCAUCCCGCCGCCCAGGAAGUUGGGCGAGUACGGACGGCUGUCGGAGAGCGGCGGUUCGAGCGCCUCGCUGCGCAAACCGUCAGCGCGCGUGCGCAGUGGCAGCUCCGGCGGCGAGAGGGACUCGGCCUCUACGUUGAGCGAUAACUCGGCCAGCUCUCUGCCGCCCCCGUCGAAGGUGCGCAUGUACGGUAAUCCGGCGCUCAGGCGCGGCUCUUCGCUCGGUCGGGACAGCAAGUCAUCCACUGAUUCGACUGCGAGCAAAUAUCGUAUACAGUUUUAAAUGCCAAAAAUUCACUGAUGCUCUUAACUAGUGCCUUGUAGUUUUUUUUAAGUAAAUUUACGUAGACUUGUUCAGCGGUAUGCAGGUAUGAGAUUAAUUACUGCAGUUAAUUUUUUAUGCAAAAUCAUACUAAAGUCAAAUCAAAUAAAUUAUGGAAAUUAUGAGAAUGAACGAAAAUUUGUAGCUCAUUACUAUGUACGUAGUUUAAUCUAAUAUUACUAACGCGGCUCAGUCGAUGGAAUAUGUUUAAUUUAACUGUAUAUAUUGGUUUUUUAAUAUGCGAAAAUUGAAACAUUGUAAGCAAAUUUAUUUAUUCUUAAUUUCUUUUCAUUUGGAAAAAUGUUAUAAAGAUAAUUAUGUAUGAUUUGUUUAAACCCUUUUUCCCUUGUAUAAUCAACUGCCAGUACGCACUAUUUCCUUUCAACAAUGUAUACUUUCAGUUCUUUUUAGUAUUGUUUAGAAAAUUAUUUAUUUAUUGUUAACCUAUUCCAAUCUGGGUAAAUAAGAUUUGUAUGGAAAAAAGAAUUGAAAAAGUUAUUUUUAUAAAUUUAUACAAUUUCAUAAAACUUCAUACCAUUAAAACAGAUAGGGACCAAAAUUUUAAAUUACACGUGGGUUUUUUACAAUGUUUUGAGGUUGCACACAAGUGCUCUCUUUAUCAAGUGAAUCUCAUAAAAAAGUGUAUUAUUUAUUUUAUUGACACUUUUGUAUGUUGAAUAUUGUUCUAGUUGUCUCUAGUCUAUAUAAGAAUUUAUGUAAUUGUUGAGACAAUAAAUAAGUUCACCGAUUUAA
Messenger RNA from Aethina tumida (small hive beetle), 4111 nucleotides. Its product is annotated as angiomotin-like protein 1. Lineage: Eukaryota; Metazoa; Arthropoda; Insecta; Coleoptera; Nitidulidae. Gene Ontology annotation, biological process: regulation of cell migration; actin cytoskeleton organization. Bases 398 to 3319 code for a protein of 973 amino acids. Gene Ontology annotation, cellular component: plasma membrane; bicellular tight junction; cytoplasmic vesicle. The record is from RefSeq and is a predicted model, not a curated record. The transcript is spliced from 12 exons.